Messenger RNA from Scutellospora calospora, 331 nucleotides. Lineage: Eukaryota; Fungi; Glomeromycota; Glomeromycetes; Diversisporales; Gigasporaceae. The record is from the annotation of a GenBank genome assembly.
UGUAAAUGUAACUGUCGAACAAAAAGUUGCGCUAGCUAAAGAAGCAGCGAGACUUAAAGAAUUAGUAUCUAAUCUAAAAAUUCAAAGAGAUGAUAUACUUAAGAAAAAUGAAGAACUUGAAAAAAUUGCAGAAGGAUUAGCAGAAAAAAUCAAAGAAGCUGCUAAAGAAGCAAUGAAACAAUUGAAUAUUGAUGAAAAUUUAAUGAAAGAAAUUGAAGAAAAAAUUGAUACAGAAGCACAAAGAAUAAUAGAAGCUCUUCCAGCAAAAAGUAAAGAUAAAACUGAAAAUAUAGAAGCUGCUUUAGAAGCUGCUAGACAAGUUACAGGAUAA